GCCAAAGCCUGAGAACGCCAUCACCAUCGCGGUGUCGUCGCGCGCACUUUUCCGCAUGGAGGAGGAGCAGAAGAUUUACAACGAGCAAGGGGUGGAAGCCUAUGUGAAAUACCAGCUGGACCAUGAGAACGAGCCCUUCCUCCCUGGGGCUGCCUUCCCCUUCGUCAAGGCGCUGGAAGCAGUGAACACGCAGCUGCGUGAGCUUUACCCUGACAGUGAGGAGCUCUUUGACAUCGUCCUCAUGACCAACAACCAUGCCCAGGUUGGGGUUCGCUUGAUCAACAGCAUCAACCACUAUGAUCUGUUCAUCGAGAGGUUCUGCAUGACGGGAGGGAACAGCCCCAUCUGUUACCUCAAGGCCUAUCACACCAACCUCUACCUCUCCUCCGAUGCCGAGAAAGUGAGUGGGGCCAUUGAAGAGGGGAUUGCUGCAGCCACCAUCUUCAGCCCCAGCAAAGACCUGGAGGUGUCGGAGAACCAGCUGCGGGUGGCGUUUGAUGGUGACGCCGUGCUCUUCUCUGAUGAGUCGGAGCAGAUCGUGAAGGCUCACGGCUUGGACAUGUUCUUUGAGCAUGAAAAGGCUCACGAGAACAAGCCUCUGGCACAGGGACCCUUGAAGGGCUUCCUGGAGGCCCUGGGGAAGCUGCAGAAGAAGUUCUAUUCCAAGGGGCUGAGGAUGGAGUGUCCCAUUCGCACCUACCUGGUCACUGCCAGGAGCGCAGCCAGCUCGGGAGCUCGGGCCCUAAAGACUCUGCGCAGCUGGGGCCUGGAGACGGAUGAGGCUUUGUUCCUGGCUGGGGCUCCAAAGGGGCCGCUGCUGAAGAAGAUCCGUCCUCACAUCUUCUUUGAUGACCAGAUGUUCCACGUGGAGGGAGCCAAGGAGAUGGGCACUGUCGCCGCCCACGUCCCCUACGGCAUCGCCCAGAAGCACAAGCGGCCGGCGCAGGAGAAGCAAACCCCGAACAGCAAGUAGCGGAGCUGGGUGGUCCCGCAGCCCCCAGCACGCGGCACAGACUUCACCCCACGCACCACGCUCUGACCUGGGUUGUGGUCUGCAAGGCAGAGAGCAUUUGCCCUGGUGAGCGUGAGGUUAUUCCCCAGCAGGAGCCUUGUUGGGGGCAUGGAUGGAGGAGAGGGCUGACGAAAGGCUUCCUUUCGCCUCUGUGUUUGUUGCAAUGUCGUGGCAUUGUCCCCGUUCCCUGUGGGGCUGGAGGGUCUCCUGCGCCGGGCAGCUCCACCAGCCUGUUUCCCUGUUGUCCAUGCUCUGCACUUGCUUCAGGCAAAAUCCCUCGAGGAUGGAUCUCGCCUUUUGUGGACUGUUUGUGCCAGGCAGGUUUAACCUAUUGGCUUUUCUUUAAACCCCCAGGUAAUUCCCAAAGCCUUUGAUUUACAAAGCAAAUGUGCAGGCUGAACUGUUGAACUGGAAAGCUGGGAGCAUGCAGAAACCCUUCUUGCAGCUCUGAAACAAAAUGUGCUUUUUAACUAAAAUUAAACCAUAAUAUUGUUCCUUCACAGACCCAGUCCCUGCUCCCCAACCAGAAAAUCUUUCAUGUCUUUGUCCUUUUACCAAGAUUUUGUUAGCUGACUAGCUUUCCUUUCAUG
Messenger RNA from Haliaeetus leucocephalus (bald eagle), 1602 nucleotides. It is a transcript of the gene NT5C1A, whose product is annotated as 5'-nucleotidase, cytosolic IA. Bases 56 to 973 code for a protein of 305 amino acids. The transcript has 5 exons. Gene Ontology annotation, molecular function: nucleotide binding; 5'-nucleotidase activity; magnesium ion binding. Lineage: Eukaryota; Metazoa; Chordata; Aves; Accipitriformes; Accipitridae. Gene Ontology annotation, biological process: adenosine metabolic process; nucleotide metabolic process. Gene Ontology annotation, cellular component: cytosol; cytoplasm. The record is from RefSeq and is a predicted model, not a curated record.